This is a messenger RNA of Chrysochloris asiatica (Cape golden mole), 1092 nucleotides long. It is a transcript of the gene ASCC1, whose product is annotated as activating signal cointegrator 1 complex subunit 1. The transcript has 9 exons. Lineage: Eukaryota; Metazoa; Chordata; Mammalia; Afrosoricida; Chrysochloridae. Bases 19 to 1092 code for a protein of 357 amino acids. Gene Ontology annotation, cellular component: nucleus. Gene Ontology annotation, biological process: regulation of DNA-templated transcription; DNA alkylation repair. Gene Ontology annotation, molecular function: RNA binding. The record is from RefSeq and is a predicted model, not a curated record.
UUAUUUGGAGAAAGAAGCAUGGAUAUUCUGCGCCCUCAGCUCCUAAGAAUUGAUGGACGAAUUUACAGGAAGAAUCCUGUCCAAGAACAGAUCUAUCAACAGGAAAAGGACGAGGAGGACGUCUAUGAAGGCUCCGUGGAGUGUGCAGAGGAAACCUGUGAAGCCAAUGUGGUGAUGCAGACCCAGCAAGGUUUCCAGUGUACCAUGAGGACCCCCAGCCUGCUCUACAAGCAUAUAGUGGGAAAGAGAGGGGACACCAAGAAGAAACUAGAAACGGAGACCAAAACUUCUAUUAGCAUUCCUAAACCUGGACAUGAAGGAGAUAUUGUUAUCACUGGCCAGCAUCGAAACGGUGUCGUGUCAGCCCGAACCCGGAUUGAUGUUCUUUUACAUACGUUUAGAAAGAAGCAACCCUUCACUCACUUCCUUGCCUUUUUCCUCAAUGAAGCUGAGGUCCAGGAACGAUUCCUGAAGUUCCAGGAGGAAGUUCUGGAGAAGUGCUCCAUGGAUCGUGGGGUUGAUCGCAGCAUUUUCCAGAAUCCCAGCAAGCUUCACUUAACUCUUGGGAUGUUGGUGCUUCUGAGUGAGCAAGAGGUUCAGCAGACGUGUGAGCUGCUACAGCAGUGUAAACAGGAGUUCAUCGACAAUAUUUCUAAGGGCAAACCCCUGGAAGCAGAGAUGGCAGGGAUAGAAUACAUGAACGAUGAUCCUGGAAUGGUGGACGUUCUUUAUGCCAAAGUCCAUAUGAAAGAUGGCUCCAACAGGCUUCAGGAAUUAGCUGAUCGAGUGUUGGAGCGUUUUCAUUCAUCUGGACUAACAGUGAAAGAGUGGAAUACUGUGAAACUCCAUGCUACAGUCAUGAAUACGUUGUUCAGGAAAGACCCCAAUGCUGAAGGCAGGUACAAUCUUUCCACACCAGAUGGCAAACAUAUCUUCAAGGAAAGAGAAUCAUUUGAUGGCCGGAACAUUUUAAAGCUAUUUGAGAACUUCUACUUUGGUGCCCUGAAGCUCAAUUCAAUCCACAUCUCUCAGAGAUUCACAGUAGACAGCUUUGGAAACUACGCUUCCUGUGGACACAUUGACUUCUCCUGA